CAACCAGGGCUAUAUAGUGAGACCCUGUCUCAAAAAAACAUAAAUAAGUAAAUAAAUAAAUAACCUUGUUAUGGCUACAUUGCAUGGAGAUUCCAAAUGUAUUUGACCAUUUUCUGACUGACACUAUUCAUGUUGUUCCCUAGCACAAGUUUGGUAUGCAGCAGUCCAUCACUAAUCCUUGGGGUAUUGGUUCCAUAGUCCCCCAGAUAAUACAAUCUGUUGAUGCUCAAAUCAUUUAUGUAAAAUAAUGUAAUGUUUGCAUAUAAUGUGUGCCUAGUCUCCUGUGUAUUUAAAACCAUAUCUUUGUUGUUUCUGAUACCUGAUAUAAUGUACAGAGUUAUUUCAUUGUAUUGUUCAGGGAAUAAGAAACAGAACAUGUACAUGUUUAGUACAGACACAAUGUUUUCUUUCCAAAUAUUUCCUAUUUUUGGCUAGUUGAAUUUAUGGAUGUGGGACUAACAAAUACAGAGACCUGACUCUAUAUUUCAUAUCUGUUCUAGAGCACCUUAGGAUAACUUUCUAGAGGCAGAGUGGCAGGUCAAAGGUAGGUAAUCCACCUCUGUUACUAAGAUUUAUGGUUGAAUGUAUUUACAUUUGACCAGUGAUCCUACGACCUCGGAUUCAUAGAGUCACACAAUGAGUUCUAAAACAUCACAAGUUUGCCACCAAUAGAUGAGAAAAUGUUAUCUCAGUUUUAAUUUGCAUUUUCCUUAUAUUGUGAUUUUUCUUUUCGUGGUUCUGUAUAUGGGACCACACUCUCAUCAGCUUGGCCAGGUGGUCCUUAGCCCAAGACACUGUGUCUCAUCUGGGUCUCUCUGUUUCUCAGUGAUCAAGUGGAUACCCCAGGGAGCCUUCAACCAGACCCAGUCCAACACCCUCCUGAGUGAUCCCAUGGAGGGGAAGAACAGUACCGACUCUACCAGGGCCUUGAGGCUGCUGGAUGGGACCAGCGCUGCCUGGUACAUUCUUACCAUCCUUGGCAUCUAUGGGGUCAUCUUCCUCUUCCACUUGGCCAACAACAUCCUUAGGAAAAAUGAGAAGUCCUUGGAAGACAUUUAUUAUUCAAACUUAAGUUCUGAACUCAAAAGUAAAGGACUCCAGAUCAAGGUGUCCAACUGCUCGGCACUGAUCGUCAGUAACACAGCUGUCCUUCAACCUGGUCAGGACAGCCUGGAACCAAAAUGUGAAGACAGCAGAUUACACACUGGAACCCAGGGGGUUCCUUAAAAGUCAAGGCCAGUGGACAACCAUUGGGAUCCCCCUUCCCCAAUUAUUUGCAGGUAGAGCAGUUUGGGUCUUACUUGGAAUCUUGAGAGUGGAACUAGGCCCUGGAUCAGGACUGGGUGACAAUCACUGGCCAAGGACAUGUCUGGCUGAUGGGGUGUGACCAGUCACU
This is a messenger RNA of Nannospalax galili (Upper Galilee mountains blind mole rat), 1396 nucleotides long. It is a transcript of the gene Smim34a, whose product is annotated as small integral membrane protein 34A. Lineage: Eukaryota; Metazoa; Chordata; Mammalia; Rodentia; Spalacidae. The transcript has a single exon. The coding region runs from base 673 to 1227 and encodes 184 amino acids. The record is from RefSeq and is a predicted model, not a curated record.